AUGGCCUCUUACACUGCUUACAGUGGCUACACCAAGCCACCUGUAUCCUACGGGGCCUCUUACUAUGAUGACCAGCAGGCCAGGACCUAUACCAAUUAUCAAGACUCGAUAUAUGAAGAAAAAAAGAGAAUUGAAAAGAAGAAACGUCAAAAUGCUAUGUGUUGUGAGGUAGUGGCACUCGUCAUUGGUUUUAUUGGAUUAAUUGGAGUGGCAACCGUGACAGGCCUGCCAAUGUGGAAGGUAACAGCCUUCAUCCAGGAGAAUAUCAUUGUCAUGGAGACCCGCUGGGAGGGUCUGUGGAUGAACUGCUACAGACAAGCCAACAUCAGGAUGCAAUGUAAGGUGUAUGACUCCCUGCUGUUUCUGCCCCCGGACCUCCAGGCUGCCAGGGGUCUAAUGUGCAGCUCAGUGGCCUUGACUGCCAUAGCCGUCAUUGUUGCAGCUGUGGGGAUGAAGUGUACCGUGGUGGUGGACCAUCGGCCUCGCACCAAGCAUAUUGUUCUAGUGGCUGGAGGCUGCCUAUUCCUCUUGGGCUGCUUAACGACCUUAAUUCCCGUGUCCUGGACUGCCCAUGUCAUCAUCCAAGAUUUCUACAACCCUCUGCUGAUCGAUGCCCAGCGCAGGGAGCUUGGGGAAGCUCUGUACAUUGGCUGGAUGACUUCAGGUUUGCUUUUUGUAGCUGGAGUGAUCCUUCUGUGCCGUCACGCUCCCCGAGCUCAGGAACCAGAAGAGAGGAUUGUGUACAACCCUGCGACAAACAUCUACCAGCCUGCGUACACAUACCAGCCAUACGGAUACCAGCCAGCCUACACCACGCAGCCUAAUUACUCUGUACCCCCACCAGGAUCUGUAGUAUAUGCACCAAGUCAGUACCAGUGA
Monopterus albus (swamp eel) is the source of this 879-nucleotide messenger RNA. RefSeq names its product claudin-8-like. Lineage: Eukaryota; Metazoa; Chordata; Actinopteri; Synbranchiformes; Synbranchidae. The transcript has a single exon. The record is from RefSeq and is a predicted model, not a curated record. Gene Ontology annotation, molecular function: structural molecule activity. Gene Ontology annotation, cellular component: membrane; bicellular tight junction. Bases 1 to 879 code for a protein of 292 amino acids.